Molecule: messenger RNA, 495 nt
Organism: Sipha flava (yellow sugarcane aphid)
Lineage: Eukaryota; Metazoa; Arthropoda; Insecta; Hemiptera; Aphididae
Product: KRAB-A domain-containing protein 2-like
Exons: 3
Coding region: 1-495 (164 amino acids)
Source: RefSeq, a predicted model, not a curated record
AUGGACAAUGAAAAAUUAAUUAAGCCAAUAAGAAGUCAUACUGAAUUGUAUGACUUGAGUAAUUCUAAGUAUAGUGACAGUACUUGGAAAGAAAAAAUAUGGAAAGGAAUUGGAGAAAAAUUGAAUCAAACAGGUGCAAAGAAAAGACGUGAUUAUUAUAUUUUACAAAAAUAUGAUGUAUUAACUAUGGCUGAGAAGAAAUAUUUAAUUCAUAAAACAACUGAUGACAAAGAUGAUAUCAAAUAUGUAGUGUCAUACGAAGACUUGUUCAAAAGACUAAGUGAUUACCACAUACGUAUUGGACAUGGUGGUGUGGGAAAAAUGCAUGCGAUACUGUCCAAUAAAUAUUCGAUUUCAAGACCAGCUAUUGAAACUUUUCUAUCAAUAUGCACAAUUUGUAAUAGUAAGAAAGGGUCAAAUCGUAAAUUGGUUAUCAAACCAAUUGUAAGCAACAACUUCAACGAGAUAGGUCAAGUUGACUUGGUGAAUUUCUAG